Molecule: messenger RNA, 946 nt
Organism: Heterotrigona itama
Lineage: Eukaryota; Metazoa; Arthropoda; Insecta; Hymenoptera; Apidae
Source: the annotation of a GenBank genome assembly
AUGUUAGAUCCCCCAGCGGGGCACUGUGUGACGACGAGGGAUCUCGCAGGGACGUCGUGGAAUGCAUACGUCUUAGCUUUAAAUCGCGUGCGUUUAGUUUUAGUUAAUGAUAAGAUAAUUAGUUCAAUCCGAGAGAAAUAAAAGAAAUGGUGGGGAUAGCAACAGUCAGUUAGCAAGGUAUACUUGUCACCAGUCAGUCGGCAAAGCAGAACUACGCCCUGAACGUAGUUACGUUGUGCGUUACUCGUUGUAUCGAAGAUACGGAGAGAAGAGGAACAACUUCAAGCAAGUGCGGGCAACGAGUGACGAUACAAGUCAGCAAGUUGGUGAAGUGGUUACAACAAUACCUACUAUAGGAUUUAAUGUAGAACAGGUCACAUAUAAAAAUUUAAAAUUCCAAGUAUGGGAUCUGGGAGGUCAAACUAGUAUACGACCAUAUUGGAGGUGUUAUUACUCAAACACAGAUGCAAUAAUUUAUGUCGUGGAUUCCGCAGAUAAGGAUAGGAUAGGCAUAUCAAAAGAUGAAUUAAUUUAUAUGUUGAGAGAAGAAGAAUUGCAAGGUGCCAUUUUAGUGGUCCUAGCAAAUAAACAAGAUAUGGCAGGGUGUUUAAGUGUUGCAGAGGUGCAUCAGGCGCUUGGAUUGGAUGCUCUUAAAAACAGAACGUUCCAAAUUUUUAAAACAUCUGCAACUAAAGGUGAAGGACUUGAUCAAGCGAUGGACUGGUUGUCGAAUGCAUUGCAAAGUAAAAAAUGAUUAACAUUAUUAAAACAGUUUUCUACUCAAGCCUUCUUAAGAAGACUAGUCAUAUGACUGUCAAAUUGUACAACCCACACAGAACUGUUGGGCACGUUUCUCUUGUUCUGUCUAUUUAUUACAGCUAUAUUUUAAAUAGUUUUACAAAUUAUAUGGGAAGACAAUUCUACUGAUUUACCACGAUUUUCGUAA